Gaeumannomyces tritici R3-111a-1 is the source of this 3250-nucleotide messenger RNA. RefSeq names its product AGC/NDR protein kinase. Lineage: Eukaryota; Fungi; Ascomycota; Sordariomycetes; Magnaporthales; Magnaporthaceae. Gene Ontology annotation, biological process: peptidyl-serine phosphorylation; intracellular signal transduction. The record is from RefSeq and is a predicted model, not a curated record. Gene Ontology annotation, molecular function: protein serine/threonine kinase activity; ATP binding. The transcript has 4 exons. Bases 933 to 2486 code for a protein of 517 amino acids.
GCACGUGGCAAAGUCCCAGGUCAGCCCCAUCACGUCCCGCCAGAGGGAUUCGCGAAAAUAAAAACCCAUUAUGCAUGGCACCUGAGCGGGCAGGCGGCACCCAAGCGAAGCUUCCCGUUUCCAGAGUCUAUUAUUGUGUUGUUCCGUGGAUUGUUUGGUGCGGCCCGUAUUCCAGGCGCGCUGGCGGGCGGGCCAGACAGGUUCGUUUCACAAGCCUUUGGACGGUGAAACCUCGCGGGGGUGGGUUGUUGACCUCAUGCAGCUACCCUUCCCAGGCGGCCGGCGUGCUGGGAUCCAUUCAAAGGCUCUGGGCCACGCCUUUAUUAAACCUUGGGCGGCGGGAAAGGUGGCCGUGGUGCUACAUCCCCACGAGGGACGGGCUCCUUGGCUGGGGCACCUAAUAAACCAUCGGCUCGGCCACCUGAGACCAGGAGUGUACAGACAGGCCUCUCAGAGCUCCGCCUGGCGCGGCUCAAACUCGCCAGGAACCAGACUCUCUGCCGCCCGCAGCGGCCUUGACCCGUAGCACACACAUCAUAGAGCACAUAUUAAUUGCCAGAAGCUUUAAGCUUGGUGGCAGGCCGCGGCUGUCUGGCCGUUGUUGGCGCAGUUCCCUUCUGUCGACAAAUUCGAUUUGCAGACUCACACCGCCCAGCCCUGUUUCCAGCCUUUGGUUCCUGUUCCGACGGGGGCCCAGACACCCAGAUUUGAGUUAGUGCCUCGUCCAGCUGGCACUGGAUGGAGUCUUGGUGGUGGCUCUUGAGACUGCAAGACUGCCUGCCGGCCCGGCCACCUGCCUGCCUGGACCCUCCCAUUGCCUUUCGCAGCGGACAUCGGCCUGACGGGUCGGAGAGCGAAGGUGAGAAAAGUGAGGCGGCGCCUGGCAAGCAAGCCCAACAAAGCAACACAGCAACAACACUGAGGAACCAAAAAUGGGGGAGGAAUUCCCGUUCCAGGCCGCUCCCGGACGCUGCCCGACGCCCUAUGGCCCUCGAGUUCAGGCAAAUAGAGAAAAGUGCAGCCAGCUGGCCACCGAGUUCUUCAAAAACGGCGUCGCAAGAGCCCGAGAACGCCACCUACGACAAGAGCGGCUGAACCAGCAACUGGCCAAUGCCGAGGCGUCGCCUCAGAAGCAAAGUCAACUUUGGUCCAACACGGGAAAGCUCGAGGCACAAUACCUGCGCUUCCUGCGGACACCCAACACCACCAAUGACUAUGAGACCAUCAAGCUCAUCGGCAAGGGGGCGUUUGGGGAGGUGAAGCUGGUGCGGCGCAGGCAGACGGGCAAAGUAUACGCGCUCAAGUCCCUCCUCAAGAGCCAGACGGUGACGCAGCUGCAGGAGGCGCGGGUGCGGGCCGAGCGGGACAUACUGGUCGAGUCCAACAGCCCGUGGGUGGUGAAGCUGUACAUGACGUUCCAGGAUGCGUCCUUCCUGUACAUGCUCAUGGAGUUCCUCCCCGGCGGCGACCUCAUGACCAUGCUGAUCAAGUACGAGGUCUUCACCGAGGACAUCACGCGCUUCUACGUGGCCGAGAUGGUCAUGGCCAUAGAGGCCGUGCACGACCUCGGCUUCAUCCACCGCGACAUCAAGCCCGACAACAUCCUGCUGGACCGCGGCGGCCACGUCAAGCUGACCGACUUUGGCCUGUCGACGGGCUUCCGCAAGACCCACGACAGCAGCUACUACCGCCAGCUGCUAAAGUCGGCCGCGGCCGGCAUGGCGGCCGACGAAUGGGGCGGCGGCGGCAGCGGCGGCGGCGAACCGGACCCGGACCCCCGGCGGCGCGAGUCGGUCAACCUGGACCAGAUCAACAUGACGGUUAGCAACCGCGGGCAGAUCAACGAGUGGCGGCGCUCCCGCCGCGCCAUGGCCUACUCGGCCGUCGGCACGCCCGACUACAUCGCGCCCGAGCUCAUCCGGGGCGCCGGCUACACGCGCUCCAUCGACUGGUGGUCCCUGGGCGCCAUCACGUACGAGAGCCUGAUAGGCUGGGCGCCCUUCGCCUCCGAGGUGGCGCGCGACACCUACGUCAAAAUCUCAAACUGGCCGCAGCACCUGUACUUCCCCGACGACGUGCAGAUGAGCCGGAGCGCCGAGAACCUGAUACGGAGCCUCAUGUGCGAACCAGAAAACCGGCUCGGGCGGGAGGGCGCGGCCGAGAUCAAGAAGCAUUCCUUCUUCAACGGCGUCGACUUUGAGGGCCUCCGCCGCAUAGCCGCCCCGUUCAAGCCCCACCUGACCUCAGAGACUGACACGGCGCACUUCCCGUCCGAGGAGGAGCUGGAGCGCAACGCCCUCCAGAUGACGGGCGCCGGCCCCCAGUCCACGGCCGCCGCCGCUGCUGCUGCUGCUGCUGUGGCGGCGGCGGUGGCGGCGAGCGACGGCGGCCCGACCAGCCCCAUCGCCGACGCGCCCGAGAUGACGCUGCCUUUUCUCGGCUACACGUUCAAGCGGUUCGAGGACAACCUGGCGGGCAUGCACUGAGGGAGUGCAUACAAUUCUCUACUUGGGUCUUUUGUUUUCAGUCCAUUUUCAAUAUGGGAAACGUCUGUACCAAGCGGGAAUGUUCUCUUUUCUGAAACAGAUGGGGUCGUCCCCCGAGGUCCGUGACAUACGAUACCAGAGGUUGAGAAUCUAUAUGUAUUUGGGAGACGGUUCCGAUGCCAUUCCGCUCACUCCUGUGCUUUAGAAGGCCUUUUUAGUGCUCUCUUGCGGGGGAGGGGGAUUCGCAUUAGCGCCGGCACGUCCAGGUCCUGUCUAAGCGGCUGGUUGAUCUCAUCAUAUGGAGGUUCAAUUGCUUCAACACGCGGUUGAGAUUCAUUGACUUGGGAAAGGGUUGGGUUUUGCGGAUAUUUUGCACACCACGCGCAGCAUAGCCAGAGCAUUCAUGUCCUUUGAUUCACUCGUCUGAGCAUUGGCAAACACCAACGAUAUGAUGUGAGCCGGGCCAUACAGCCCGCCCUGCCAAAGUGCCGGGUAAGAAGAGUAUGGGGGCCUGAAGAAUCCCCUCCCUGGUUCGAGGACCACCAGGAAUUAGGUCGGUACGCACCUACCCUGGCAAAGGAGAAGAAACAAGCAGAAGCCAGAUUCUUAUCGAAAGACUUCUGUCAUGUUGGUACCUUCUCCAGUCACUUUAUACACAGCAUGCUUUUCGAAUAAUCUUCAACCAUAUCGUGAGCACUCGGUCAACAUGCCGCCUGUUAUAAAUCUCCCAUCAGUCCAGAUAUAUAAACAGCACAGUUUCCUCG